AAAAUUACGAUUUUAGCCAAUCACAUUGUCCCAGGUCACACACAGCAAAUGUACAGGAAGGAAAGAUGGCAGCCAGAAAUGGGAAAAAUGGUCUACUUGAGAAAUGGAGGAUUGAUGAGAAACCUGUGAAGAUUGACAAAUGGGAUGGUGCAGCUGUCAAGAAUUCUCUUGAUGAUGCAGCGAAGAAGGUCCUCUUGGAGAAGUAUGGUUAUGCAGAGAACUUCAAUCUCGUAGAUGGACGUCUCCUUAUUUGCACAAUCUCCUGCCUCUUCGCCAUCGUAGCUUUAAUUUGGGACUUCCUUUAUCCAUUCCCUGAGUCCAAGCCAGUCCUGGCAAUCUGUGUCAUAUCGUAUUUCAUAAUGAUGGGCAUUCUAACCUUAUACACCUCCUACCAAGAAAAGAACAUCUUCCUUGUUUGUGUCCAGAAGGACCCAGCUGGCAUGGACCCUGACCACACUUGGCAGCUUUCAUCUAGUCUGAAAAGGUUUGAUGACCAGUACACACUAAGAGUGUCCUUCACAGAUGGGAAGUCCAAACACACGCGGGUGCAAGAGAUCACGAAGUCUGUGGGGGCUUUCUUUGACGGGAACGGAACGCUGGUCAUGGACCAGUUUGAAAAGUGCGUGUCAAAACUCCAUGAUACCUUGGCCACUGAAAAGAAGACAAAAUAAUAAUGAUCAGACAUAGCCUUCUUUACAAUGCUGCACCACACUGGCAGAAACCGCAGUAGAGCACACUGGUAUUGUACRGUCCUGGGUGCAUUUGAAUGAGUUAUUGGUUGUUAUAAAAGUCUGCACGCCAGCAUUUGUUGUCCAUUGUUUAAUUUGUCCAAUAAAUUGACUGUUGCGCAUAAUUAUUGUUUUUCUUCCUAUGUUUACCKUGAUACAAGUCUCAUCUAGACAUUGCUUUUAAGAACCCCUAAGACAACUCAAAACAAAGAUUAAUCAAAUAUUUCUUGCACCACUCAAGUUUUUAUCUCCACCAUUGAAUGGUCGUUCUAAAAAUGAAGAGAUUGGUCCUUUUUUUUUUAUAUAUAUAUWUUUUUUAACUUCUCUUCCCCACAUUUUAUGCUGCCUUACAUAAUGUGCGCAGUGAAUGACCAGAUCAUUUUGUUGGAAAUUAUGUAAAAUACGUAUAUUUUUUUUGUCCUGAAAGCCUUAUUCAAUGUAACUAGUGUAUUUUAAAAGUUUUACAAUUCUACCUGUAUUUUUCUGUUAAUGGAUUUUGUUACUACAGUAUGUAGUUACCAUAAGGCUUUAAAGGGCAAAAGAAACGAUCUGAAAAGGGACUGUAUCCACACAUUUACUAGUUUCAUCACCAUUCCUCUCUUCAGUACAUGGUUUGUUGGAAGUAUGUCUUUAAAGCUGGAAUCCGUUUUGGUGAAACUGCCACGUCCUUCUGCGAUAUUACAACAACAACGUAUGUUACUUCGAAAAAAUGUUUUUUCCCCCCUCCAGAUAUUGAACUGGGGUAAUUGGGGUAAUUGUUUUGAUGUACAUGUUAGGUCAACGAUUUGGAAAUGAAAUAGUAUUGAUCAGUUCUCCUCACUUAGGAGUGCAUGACCAUUGGUUUUCAAUUUCCAGUCUCACAGAAUAUUGAAUACACAAGCACAUUUUUUUUUUAGACUUAUAUUGGUAAAGUUUCCUGAAUGCAGUUUAUUUCUCUGUCGUAUGACUUUAAAAGUGAGUGGUACAGAGACAUUGCCGUUUUUGUCCGUAGAUUUUUGGCUUUAGCAACCUUAUUGUACGUGCCUGUUCUUCAUAUAAGUUUAAAAUAAAGUUCGAAAGCAUUUGUA
This is a messenger RNA of Salvelinus sp. IW2-2015, 1795 nucleotides long. RefSeq names its product signal peptidase complex subunit 2 (gene spcs2). Gene Ontology annotation, biological process: protein targeting to ER. Gene Ontology annotation, cellular component: signal peptidase complex; membrane. NCBI's taxonomy places the organism in Eukaryota, Metazoa, Chordata, Actinopteri, Salmoniformes, Salmonidae. The record is from RefSeq and is a predicted model, not a curated record.